Messenger RNA from Patella vulgata (common limpet), 2193 nucleotides. RefSeq names its product E3 ubiquitin-protein ligase TRIM33-like. The coding region runs from base 491 to 1939 and encodes 482 amino acids. Lineage: Eukaryota; Metazoa; Mollusca; Gastropoda; Patellidae. Gene Ontology annotation, molecular function: protein binding; zinc ion binding. The transcript has a single exon. The record is from RefSeq and is a predicted model, not a curated record.
CCGUGACACCAUGCCGUAUAAAUUUACAUUGAUGUUGAUUGAAACAAAACGUGAAAUAUCACUGACCGUGGAAGUAGAAAUAUCUCAAAUACCCCUUGUAUACAGUCUAAUACCACAUGUAUAUCUCACUUGUAUACAGUUUGUUUACGUAUAAACUGUUACGUAGUUUAAUAUCACGUGAUUGAUGACCUCGGGUUCAAGGCAGGAUAAAGUGUUCGAGGUGACUCGUGACGUCCAUGUUGACUAGAGAGAAGAAGUUGUUGUAUUGUUGUGUCAGUGAUCUAGUAGACUAGUUACCUGUAAGACUGUAAACUAUACAGUUCUAAUAGUUUUGAUUUUUAUACCGUGUUUUAUAUUGGACUAACUGAUUCAUUCUGUAUUUUAUACAACCCGUGGAACAGUAAGACUGUAAACUACACUGUCGUAUGUUAUAUCUGACUACUGAUUGAUUCUGUAGUUUUAUCCUGUUUCAACUCGUAUUGUAUUCAACAUGGCUAAACAGACAGAUAAAGACGUGUGCAUGAUUUGUUUACAUGAUUUUGAAACACCGGUUUUGAUAGAUUGUCAACAUACUUUUUGUUUCAUCUGUUUAGAAGAUUAUGUGAACAAAACCUCUACUAAAGACCAGUUCCAAUGUCCAUUAUGUCGGUGUCUUAUAGACGGGGGUAUACAGCGUUUUAAACCUAAACUAAACAUUGAUGACAAUUCUACUAUUCCACAAUGUGAUGUAUGUACUAAAGAUACAUGUCAAUAUUUUUGUCGAGACUGUGAUCAAUAUUUAUGUAAAUCAUGUAAAACCAUGCAUGAUAAGUUAAAAUCUUGUAAAGACCAUGUUGUUUGUCGAUAUGAUGAAAAACAAGUCUGUCAACAAUCAAACGAACCAAUGAAGGAAAAGACAACAGCCACUUCCGUCACACAUCCGAAAGAUUUCUGUCCAAACCAUGAAGGAAAGAAAGUAAAAAUUUACUGUAAAGAUUGUUCACUAGCCGUGUGCUUGAAUUGUCUCGUGACCGAUCAUAACGGACAUAAUUUGUUAGAUUUACAGAAGGAUGAAGUCAGACAAAAUAUCAGACAAGACCUAAAAACUCUGAAUGACGAUUUAGAAAAACAAAUUACCAAUUUUCAGAAACAUUAUGAUAAUUUGAAUAGUAAAUUGAUUGAAGUAAACAACUGUACAAAAUCAGAGUGUGACAAAGUAGAUGCACAGGUGGAUAAAAUCUGCUCAGAAUUCCGUAAACUUGGAGAAAAUAUUAAAAAGGAAAUGCAGAAAACUAGUGAACAAGAAGAAUCCAAAUUUGGGAAAUUAAUGGAGGACAUUAAAAGACUAACCGAAGAUUUAAAAGCUAGUGUUAAAUAUUCAGUGAAUGUUUUAGAAGAUUCGUCUGUUGUUCAAGUUCUACAAAGAUUACCUAAAGUUAGACAGGAGAAAGAUGAAAGUUGUUGUAGAAAAUUGGAUAUACCUGAUGUAAGAUAUUCAACAUUUCAAGUAGCAGAGAUAGAUAAAACUUUGUUAACUAAUCAACUUGGUAAAAUUGUAAGUUGUCAUCAGAAUAUGAUUGAAGAUGCUUUUAAUGUGGAUACUGUGCAAGGUUGUGGGUGUUAUGGUAAACAACAUGUAGUUUCAGGUUUUACAUGGAAUAUCUCUGUGUACUCAUCAUCAUUAGAUGUUGUAUUAUACCUGGAUGACGUAGAAGAUAAAAGUAUUACGUCAUGUAAUGUUGACGUCACAUAUAAAGUUAUAAAUAAAACAGAUGAUAGACAAUCUGUAGUUAAACAAUGUAAUAAGACUGUUAAACCUGGUGGACGUGUUUUAUACUAUGAUACUGAUCUUAUUGACUGGGAUAGACUCAGUAAUCCUGUCAGUGGAUUUAUUGAUGAUCAUAGAAACUUUACAAUUCAAGUUACAAUUAAUAAAAUAACUAACAUUGUACGAGAUUAAUAAUUAGGUUACUGUUAUUCUGAUUAAAACUAUUAACUUAUGACCAAUGUUCCUUUACAAUUAAAGUAAUAAAUAAUAAUUGAACUUCUAUCUGAAUUAUGUUUAGAUAAUCUACUCAUUAUCAUGCAAGGGAGAUAACCUGUUUUCUCGCGGACUCCGCAAUAUUCAAUGCUAUUAGUUGACCCAAAUGUUUUCAAUAUAUAUUGAUGACUCAUGUAACCAAAGCUAGAAAAUAAAUUCAAUUUUAAAAUCGA